This is a messenger RNA of Cotesia congregata, 6639 nucleotides long. The record is from the annotation of a GenBank genome assembly. NCBI's taxonomy places the organism in Eukaryota, Metazoa, Arthropoda, Insecta, Hymenoptera, Braconidae.
AUGAGGUCGAUCUCAUUUGAAAAUUUGAGGAGGCUCGUAAGCCGUAAGAAGGAUCGUGAUGAGCCAUCCUUUAAGCGCAGCGAAUCCUUCAAAAGAAUUUCAAUACGUAAAAGUUAUUUGGAUCGUGGUAAGAGACGUAAUAAACUACAAAAAGUCAAUAAUGAAAUUUCAAAGAAUAACAAUAACGCUGUAGUCGAACAAAAUGAUUCUCGAGAAAUUAUUAAAGAAAUCACUACGUCGAAAUGUAAUCAAAAUACUGUACAAACAAAAAUUAAAAAGACUGAAGGUACAAUUGGUUAUAAUGAAUGGUUAAAUGACAUCAAUGGGAGUCAAGAGAAAUGGAAACAAGAAUCAGACAUUCCUGUUCAGCGUGUUUCAAAACCGAAAAUUCCGAAACCUCCAAGAAAAUCAAAACCAACUAAAACUCCUGAUUCCAUAACGAAAGAACUGAGUAUUCUACGACUUGAAAGUUCUCCGGUGUUCAUGAGAUGUUCCCGAAUCAAUUCCGUCGAGUCAACAUGUAUCGAGAAUAUAUCAGAAUCUAUCGACGACGAUCAAUUAACUCCAGACCUUUCAUUGUCUAUGACAACAGGUGAAGGACCACCUAGCAUCAGUGUCAGUCUUGGUCGUGUGUGGUUAGAUUCCGUACCAGUACCUUUCCCAUCUCAUGGAUUAUCAUCAACCACUUCUGUUGUUCAUCAUUCGUUAGACAGUGCAUUAAAAGAACGGAAACAACCAGGUCAGCAUCAAGUUGCCCGGACAGUGUCUGCACCAGAAAAAAGUCGCGUAGUAAUUUCGAAAGAUUGUUCAUCAGUUGAUGAGAUUCCUUUAUCUUUUUUAAAUGAUGCUGAAUCGAAAUGUAAAAAAAAUGGAUUCUUUCGGAAAAAGUUAUCAAAAACAUCUCUCAGUAUUACUAAAGAAGGCUAUUUCAAACGAACGUCCACGUCUAAAAACUCAAGCAUACAUAGAAAAAAAGGUGAUACUAUUGUUAUUAGUGGUGUUAAUAAAAAAAAUAAUACUCCAAUAUCUAAUAAUCUGAUGAAUUUUGUAACCCCUGAAAAAAGAAGCUGUCGAAAAACACGUCGAGUGUGGCAAGAAAUUAGAUAUUUUACUGUUGAUGACAGUCCAUCAACUUUGGAGGAAAAAAAAACAGAUGAUUGGUCAUCCAAUGUAUCUGAUGAAUUUGAUGAUCAACAAUUACUACUUUCUGGUGAUUUUAAUGAAAAACAAGAAAUUUCAACUUCUAUACAUAGUUCAUCUUCUUCAAUGAUGACCUCGUCAUUCCUUUCAUCAUCAUCAUCCAAGUCAUCUAGAGGUUAUAAAUGUUCAAGUAAACCAAAGAUCAGUGAUUUCAAUGAGGAUAAAAUAUUUUCUAAAGAAUUAAGAGGAGUAUUAGAACAGCGACCAAUCUGGAAAUCAUCUAAAUACAUUGUAGCCUCGUCGAACUUCUUUGCAAGCAAACAAUUUCUGAGUUAUUUAGCCAAAGAAUCUGAGCUUGAAGUGAAAAUUAAUCCACAAGAAUCUGUUAAAUGCAAUGGAAGUUACUAUCGUUGUUUAUCGUCAAGUGAGAGUGAAACAGAACAAAAAAAACAAUUGAUUAGUAAACGAAAGAUCCAAGUGAAUGACAAAUUUCAUGUUUGUAAAAAUGAUCAAGAAACUAAACGGAAUAAUCAUACAGUUAAACUUGAAAGAUCAAAAAUACCUAAACGACGCCCAUUAAGACGAAAAUCUCAAUUAAAACGAGCUAAUGGAUCCGGUCAACCAGUUUAUCUUAUACGAAAAUGUUCUUCAUUGAGAAAACGAUCCAGAGAUAUAACGCAAAAAGGUUAUGAGAAAAAACGGACUCGUCUUCUACAACAAUAUGCCACAAAACAAAUUGCAGGAGGUGGAACCGGAUCUGGCGGUGGUGGUACAGGUGAUAGCGGGGGUGAUAGAACGAGUUAUGGAAGUGGUGGUGUUGGUGGACGCCCACAACCACGUGCAAGACGAACCCAACGUCGAGUCACACAUUCUGAAAAACGUUAUCACUCAGGAGGCCGGCUAGUACCUGGGGGCAUUGCCAAUCCUCCGGGAUCUGGCAGCUCAGUAGGGAACACUGGAGCUAGCACAAAUUCAGCUGCCGCUGUGAGACGCGGAAAUCGCAGGCUCACGCGAAAUGAGAGCCGAUAUCACUCUGAAGUCCGGCAGGAAGCGGUGCAGCAAGCCUUGGCAGCAAUGCAAAAUAGACCAAAGCCUUCACUUCCAAUGCCAUCAAAAAGAACAUCCGUGAUGGCAAGAAGUCCUGACCGAGAACGUCAAGACAGUGGAGAGUCUAGCAGUGACGAAGACAGUGUUGUAACAGAAGAAUCACCAGGUGCUGGUGGUCCCACCGGAACAGGUCUUUCGGAUACAAGCAGCACUGGUUCAGCACGAGACACACCACCGCCACCUCGACCACCAGCUAGAAGACCACCACCAGCUGACAUCACUGACAUUGCCGAGUAUACUCCGCACGCCUACUGUAAUAUUCAACCACCGGAUGUGACUCACACAACGCAGUCAAGAAGACCCGGCGCUGACCGCGUUAAUCGGUACCAUGUAGUUGAAGAAAAUAAUACAGGAACAACGGGACGUUGGAAAGUAUCUGCUAAAAUUCAACAGCUUUUAAAUACACUAAAAAGACCUAAAAGAAGACCCUUACCAGAAUUUUAUGAAGACGACGAUAUUGAAUUGGAAAUAGCUGCUAAUCCAAAAGAUCCAAAUGCUCCUAAACCAGAAGGGGGAAUAAUGACUUCUGCUAUUGGAGAACAACUGUCAGUACCAUCCGGUUUGCCAAGAUCAUUAGAAGCUGCUAUUCAAAGGUAUGGUUCAGCAACAUACAAAGCUCCAGCGGCAACAGUUUUGGAUCCAAAUGGGAAGCUCUGUGUGACUCUUACCUAUGGAAAAUUGUUGAGUCGAUCGCACAAAAUAGCCUAUACACUAUUAAAUAAAGCCCUAAGUCGGAACGUUGGUGAAUGCUGUCUGAAGCCCGGUGAUCGAAUCGCCCUUGUCUAUCCGAACAACGAUCCUAUUAGCUUUAUGUGUGCAUUCUAUGGUUGUCUUCAAGCAGGAAUAGUUCCAGUACCAAUUGAGGUACCGCUGACCCGCCGUGAUGCUGGCUCUCAGCAAAUUGGCUUUCUCCUCGGCAGCUGCGGUAUACAGGUGGCACUGACCAGCGAGGCGUGUCUCAAAGGCUUACCGAAGACUGCUGCUGGUGAGGUCGUUGCCUUCAAGGGUUGGCCAAAAUUACAUUGGUUUGUUACUGAACAUUUAGGAAAAUUUCCAAAAGAUUGGUUACCACCUCCCCGAUUAACCGAUGAUACCCCGGCGUAUAUUGAAUACACAACAGACAAAGAUGGUUCUGUGAUGGGCGUUACAGUGACGAGAGCUGCUAUGCUUGCACACUGUCGCGCACUAACGAUGGCCUGCGGCUAUACCGAGGGUGAAAAUGCAGUCUGUGUGCUAGACUUCAAACGAGAAGUUGGACUGUGGCACAGCACUUUAACGAGUGUCCUCAAUGGAAUGCAUGUCAUUUUUAUACCUUAUGCUUUAAUGAAAGUUAACCCAGCAAGUUGGAUGCAAAUGAUAACUAAGCACCGUGCAAGUGUUGCUGUUGUUAAGUCUCGAGAUCUUCACUGGGGUCUUUUAGCGACCAAAGAUCACAAAGAUAUAUCUUUGUCUUCUGUGAGAUUACUACUGGUGGCCGAUGGUGCUAAUCCAUGGUCACUUUCCUCUUGCGAUCAAUUUCUUUCUGUUUUCCAAUCAAAAGGUCUUCGACCUGACGCCGUAUGCCCUUGUGCUUCAUCUAGCGAGGCUCUGACAGUUUCUAUUAGACGACCAGGACGAGCUGGCGUUAAUGCAACCGGUCGUGGAGUCCUUUCAAUGUCCGGUUUAAGUUACGGCGUCGUACGGGUCGAUCAAGAAAAUUCUCUUACCUCUUUAACACUUCAAGACUGCGGACAAGUUAUGCCCGGAACUGUUGUUGUAGUAAUAAAAAUGGAAGGCCAACCAUUUAUCUGUAAAACAGACGAAGUCGGAGAAAUAUGUGUACACAGCUCUGCAACAGCAAGUCAAUACUGGGGAUUACAGGGUUUAACGAACAAUACUUUCAAAGUAUCGCCAUUGCAGCCUGAUGGAACCACUGUAGGUGAUGCUGAGUAUGCACGUUCUGGCCUACUAGGUUUUCUUGGUCCUGGUGGUUUAAUCUUUGUUUGCGGGUCACGUGAUGGCCUAAUGACUGUCACAGGGCGAAAACAUAAUGCUGACGACAUAAUUGCCACUGUUUUAGCGGUAGAGCCUAUGAAAUUUAUAUACCGCGGAAGAAUAGCUGUUUUUAGUGUACGAGUUUUAAGAGAUGAAAGAAUAUGUGUCGUUGCUGAACAACGGCCUGAUUGCAGCGAAGAAGAGAGUUUCCAAUGGAUGUCACGGGUACUUCAAGCUGUUGAUUCUAUUCAUGCCGUUGGAAUCUAUUGUCUUGCUUUGGUACCUCCAAAUUAUUUACCUAAGACACCUCUCGGCGGCAUUCAUUUAUCUGAAACUAAGAGACGUUUUCUAGAAGGAACUUUACAUCCAGCGAAUGUUUUAUUGUGCCCUCAUACUUGUGUCACCAAUUUACCAAAACCACGUGAAGUUCAUUCAGGUAAAAUGGUGCGGGGGCGUGUAGCGGGGGAUUCUGUUUCAGAUGUUGGUCCAGCAAGUGUUAUGGUGGGCAAUAUUGUUCAGGGUAAUCGGCUCGCAUCAGCUCAAGGACGAGAUUUAGGGGUUCUUGAUGAAGAUAGCGACAAUGCGAAAAAGUAUCAGUUUAUUUCGGAAAUUCUUCGAUGGCGUGCUGUUAGUACUUCAGAUCAUAUAAUUUUCACAUCAUUAAACGCCAAAGGAGCCGUGGCAACGUCUCUGUCAUGCUCUCAACUUCAUAAAAAAGCUGAGCGAAUUGGUAAUCUUUUAUUGGAUCGUGGAAGAAUCAAUACUGGAGACCAUGUAGCUCUAAUAUUUCCACCUGGAACUGAUUUAAUUUGUGCUUUCUAUGGUUGUCUUUAUGUCGGAGCUGUUCCUGUAACUAUAAGGCCUCCUCAUCCACAAAAUUUACAAACAACACUGCCGACUGUACGCAUGAUCGUCGAUGUCAGCAAAUCUGUACUUGUUCUCACCAACCAAAAUUUACUCAAAUUGCUCAAGACUAAGGAAGCUAAUAAUGUAGUUGACAUCAAAAGCUGGCCAAUGGUUCUCGACAUGGAUGAUAUGCCAAAAAAGAAACUGCCAGUUUUGUACCGAGCACCUACUGCUGAAAUGCUUGCCUAUUUGGACUUUAGUGUUUCGACAACGGGGAUGUUAGCUGGUAUCAAAAUGUCACAUGCUGCCGUCACUUCACUUUGCCGUGCUAUGAAAUUGGCUUGUGAAUUAUAUCCGUCACGGCACAUUGCUCUCUGCUUGGAUCCAUAUUCAGGACUGGGAUUUGCUCUUUGGUGUCUCAGUAGUAUAUACAGUGGUCAUCAUUCUAUUCUGAUACCACCAUCGGAAGUUGAAGCUAAUCCGGCUCUGUGGUUAUCAGCAGUCAGCCAAUCAAGAGUUAGGGAUACGUUUUGUUCUUAUGGAGUCAUGGAACUUUGUACAAAAGGCUUAGGCUCAUCGGUUCACGCUUUAAAAGCACGCGGUGUUAGUCUUGCAUGCGUGAGAACUUGCGUUGUUGUGGCUGAAGAAAGACCAAGGAUUGCUCUUACUACUAGUUUCAGUAAAUUAUUUUCUGCUCUUGGACUCAGUCCACGCGCUGUAUCAACGUCAUUUGGUUGUCGAGUCAACACUGCUAUUUGUCUACAGGGUGCAUCGAGUCCAGAACCAUCGACGGUUUAUGUAGAUCUCCGAGCACUUCGUAACGAUCGAGUUUCUCUAGUAGAACGUGGAAGUCCUCAUUCUCUUUGUUUAAUGGAAUCUGGAAAACUUUUACCGGGCGUCAAAGUAAUAAUUGCAAAUCCUGAAACAAAAGGUCAAUGUGGUGAUUCACAUUUAGGAGAAAUCUGGGUACAAUCAUCUCAUAAUGCCAGCGGUUACUUUACAAUUUAUGGCGAUGAAAGUGAUUACGCCGAUCAUUUUAAUGCUCGUUUAGUCACUGGGAAUACUGGUGAAGUGUACGCAAGAACUGGCUAUCUUGGUUUUUUAAGGCGUACUGAAUGUGUUCAACAAUCAGCUGUUGGUGAUGUACCUGGUGAUAAUAUAAGUGCUGAUGUUGACAUUGUCCCAGGUGACGCUGAACUACAUGACGCCGUUUUUGUUGUUGGUGCUCUUGACGAAGCAAUUUUAUUACGAGGCAUGCGUUAUCAUCCUAUUGACAUUGAGAACAGUGUAAUGCGGUGUCAUAAAAAAAUUGCCGAAUGUGCUGUGUUUACGUGGACUAAUUUACUUGUCGUUGUUGUUGAACUAAAUGGAAGUGAGAGCGAAGCUUUGGAUCUCGUUGCUCUUGUAACUAGUGCCGUUUUGGAAGAACAUCAUUUGGUUGUUGGUGUUGUCGUAGUCGUUGAUCCCGGCGUGGUGCCAAUCAAUUCACGGGGUGAAAAACAGAGGAUGCAUUUACGUGAUGGAUUUUUAGCAGAUCAAUUAGAUCCCAUUUAUGUAGCAUAUAACAUGUGA